GGACCCGCGUUUCAGCUUGAAGUUUUUGAGAGAAGUGUUUGCUGAACACCCAACAAUGGCGGAUGUUUCUAUCGACAGUUUAAUCCUGAAGCUGCACGACGUGAACGCAGUAAAGUUCGGAGAGUACAAGCUAAAGAGCGGCCUGCUGACACCGAUCUAUAUCGACCUGAGGGUUCUGGUUUCCCACCCGGCUCUCAUGAACCAGGUUUCGAGCGUCAUCUACCAACGAGCGAAGGAAGAGAACCUUCAGUUUCACUCGGUGUGUGGGGUUCCGUACACGGCCCUGCCUCUGGCCACAAUUAUCUGCUCAAGAAACGAACUGCCCAUGCUCAUCAGGCGGAAAGAGGCCAAGGACUACGGAACUAAAAAGAUGGUGGAGGGGUCAUUUUGUGAGGGGGAUACGUGUUUAAUCAUCGAGGACACAGUGACCAGCGGCAGCAGCAUCCUGGAAACGGCAGAAGUUCUCCAUAAAGAGGGGCUGAAGGUGACAGAUGCCAUUGUGUUGAUGGACAGAGAGCAAGGUGGGGUGGAGAUGUUAGCAUCUCGGGGAAUUCGGCUCCUGCCCAUCAUUUCCAUGUUCAAGCUGCUUGAUGUACUGCUUACAGCUGAACGCAUCAACGCCACGACAGCCCAGAGUGUCCGUAAGUUCAUCCUGGACAACAACACUUUCAGGCCUAAGAAGACAAAUGGCAGUGAUGCUCCAGUUCCCAAGAAGCCAUGUGUGGAACCAAAGCGAAUUUUAAGUUAUGCAGACAGAGCAGAGCUGCCAAAAAUUCACCCCCUGGCAUCUAAACUGCUCAAGAUCAUGGAGGAGAAGCAGUCCAACCUUUGUGUCUCUGCUGACGUGACGAGCAACAAGGAGCUGCUCCAGCUGGUCGAGUCUGUCGGUCCAAAGAUCUGCAUGUUGAAGACUCACUGUGACAUCCUGAAGGAUUUCACAGAAGAGUUCAGCCAGAAACUCCAAGCUGAGGCUGAAGAACACAACUUUCUCAUCUUUGAAGACCGCAAGUUUGCUGACAUUGGAAAUACAGUCAAGCAUCAGUAUGAGGGCGGUGUGUUCCGGAUCUCGUCUUGGUCCCACAUCGUUAACGCCCACGCUGUGCCGGGGCCCGGGGUCGUGAAGGGCUUGAGCGCUGUGGGGAAGCCUCUGGGCCGAGGCUGUUUACUCAUUGCCCAGAUGAGCUCCCAAGGCUCUCUGGCUUCUGGUGAAUACACACAAGCUGUGGUGAAGAUGGCAGAGGAAAACUCAGACUUUGUAAUUGGGUUCAUUUGUGGCUCUAAGGUGACCGGAAAACCAGAAUUUCUCCACAUGACUCCUGGUGUGCAGAUAAAGGCUGGAGGGGAUUUGAUGGGCCAACAGUACACAACCCCAGAGGACGUGAUCCACAACAAAGGCUCAGACAUCAUCAUUGUGGGACGAGGCAUUUUGGAGGCACCUGAUAGGCUCGAGGCUGCCGAGUUCUAUAGAAAGGCGGGCUGGGAUGCCUACAAGAGGAGAUUGGGUCAAAGUGACCAGUAAGAUCUCAGGAGUUUCAUCAUUGUGUUGAACUACAACUGUCUGUAAAAGUGGGCAGCAAAUAUUCAGGGGACAUUUCAACCAACACGUAUUGUUAACACAUGGUCAUCUCUAAUUUGUUGUAUGAAACAUGCCUAUCUAAAGAAAAUGUUUUUGUUGUUUUUUUUUUUUAAAUCAAAGUGAUUUAAUAUAAGUGUGAAAUAUGCAUCACCCUUCAAUUUUCAGUUUUGUGAAAGACCCUUAAAGCUUUGCUGCAAAAGUGUAGAAAUCACAGAUCAGGCUUUUCCUGGCCAAUAUUGAUUUUCAGUUUUAAUGUGCUGUAACCUCUACAGCACAUUGCUUGAUAGAGGUAGUCAUUUUGAAUGCAUCUAAAUUGAAAAAAAUAAACAGUUUAUUAUAUGCAUCAAACUAAACUAUAAUUAGGCAGCCCGGAGUUGCGAUCUGAUUUUAUAUGUGUCUGAACUAUGACACAUUAAAUUACUGAAACUGCUUUUAAAAUGAAACAGAAAUUGAGUUUGUAUUGUUGCUCCUUCUGUACAGGGCCACUGUUGUCCUACGGGCUUUACUUGAUAAAAUGUAAUUUUUACAGUACUGGUGUUACGUCUUUGUAUUUCAUGGAAACAAGAUUUUGUUACAUACAGAAAAUGUCUGCAAUUUGCUUUAAGUGCUUUCCAAAGCUAGGAAACUAUUAAAAACAAACUGUAGUACAAAAUAAAUAAAUGUUGAUUUUCACAAAUAACCAGAGUGGCUUUUGACAUUCUGUUCUUAUUUUUUUUAUCUCAUAACCUAGAGAGACAAAUUUCUGUCUUGCCAGUACUGCAAACUACAUUUUUUAAGGCCAUGAUUACAAGAAUAUGUAGCCACAAUUGGUAUGUAUAAUCUGUAGUUUGUUGUUGUCCUAUUUGAAAAUUUUAAGCUUUAGUAGUCAUUUAAUUGUAUUUGAUUUUAAUCAGUACAAUUUCUGAUUUUAGGUCAUGUAUAUUGAUUAUUUAGGUUAGAACAUUUAAACCCUGUGAAACCCUGUCAAAAUAUUGUGAUUUCUUUGGUUUAGCAAAAUCUAGAGGAAAUUGAGUUGGAAGACCAAUAUGAUUUGAAAAGUUUAAAAGAACUUUCUAAACUAGGUUUUAUUUCUACAUACUUUUUUAAAUGAGUGAUUUGCUGCAGAUUACAAGUAAAUUCAGUUUUUCAUAGCAUCUUAACAAUUUUAGGAUUUCACAUUUGUAUACAAUCAGCCGUGUGGAAACAUUUAUGCAUUUUAGUCAUGUUCAGAUAUACAUGUUUAGUCUACUUUUUUACUUCUGCAAUCAAAAAUGGAUUAAUUGCAAUUAACUACUAACUUUUUUUUACUCUUUAGCUAAUUUAAAGAGAUUUUUCAAAUGCAACUUGUUACAAGUCACCAUCCAGCAUCUCUAAAAGAGAUGCUGCUAUAAAGGGUUGAGGAAAUCUAUAUUUUUUCCAUCUCCCUUUUAAAAGGGAGAUGGAAAAUUGGAAGAUUAUUUAUGUUAGGAAUUACUGAACGGAAAAGGGAUAUGAUUAUGUAAGUUAAAAUUCAUCAUACUCCUUUUCAGACUCAGGUGUUUUUACAUGUAUAUUUGGUAGCAAGAUAUUAUAUUUACAAGUCUUUGUUAGUUUGUGUUGUUAGUGAAAUGCCUGUGAAAUAAAAAAAAUAUAAGUAUAU
Molecule: messenger RNA, 3194 nt
Organism: Poeciliopsis prolifica (blackstripe livebearer)
Lineage: Eukaryota; Metazoa; Chordata; Actinopteri; Cyprinodontiformes; Poeciliidae
Gene: umps
Product: uridine monophosphate synthetase
Exons: 10
Coding region: 56-1519 (487 amino acids)
Biological process (GO): 'de novo' pyrimidine nucleobase biosynthetic process; 'de novo' UMP biosynthetic process
Molecular function (GO): orotidine-5'-phosphate decarboxylase activity; orotate phosphoribosyltransferase activity
Source: RefSeq, a predicted model, not a curated record